AAAUUCCAAACUUGAAAGGAAAUCAGUGGGCUCAAGUCUCUACCUUUCUUCAUCUUCUCUUCUCUUCUUCAAUCAGAUUCUUUCCUAUAAGCUUGCGUUCCUCGUUUUCUGUUUUAGUUCUCUCAAUUCUCUUUUGGGUUUUUGAUUCUUCUUGUUAAAAAAAAAGGUUUUUAAUUCUUGAGUAUGAUUCUAAGCAAGAGACCGCAUCUAAUGAUCCGAAAGUUGUCGGAGAUGUUGGUUCCGGGAAGCCGAUCUGCUAUAAAAACGGAGGAUUACACGGCGAGUCCGAGAAGUCCAUUAGAUUUGAAAUUCCCGUCGCCGGUUAACUCGAAGCGGUACAGUUCCGGUGGUAUCGGUUUGGGUAUCGUCGCUGCGUUGGAGGAAAGUUGCAUCGGGAUUAACCGGUACGAUCCGGUUCGACACUCCGGGAGAUUUCGAUGCCCGGAGAUUGAUCUGUCGGAGGAGGAGUACACUUACGUGACGAGCCGUGAUGGUCCGACCAAAGUGUAUUACAACGAAGACGGGUUUGAAUUGUUUGAGAGUGUGUCGAGACCGAUGGUUCUCGUCGAUGAACCACCGGUUCUUAAGAGACAGAGUCUUGGGGGCUGGCAAGAGUUUCUGAGCUCGUGUUGCUUGUGUAAGAAGAGACUUCAAGGCAAAGACAUUUACAUGUACAAAGGAGAGAUGGGAUUUUGCAGUGCAGAGUGCAGAUCAGUGCAAAUAAUGAAGGACGACCAAAAUGAGCAACGUAAAUCGCAAGUUUCGAGAAGCGUUGACGUUUCAAGCUCUCCUUACGCCGGCGAACAGAGUUUCUCCGCCGGGAUAUUCGUUUUUUAGGAUAUGCACAAUAAUUUGAAGAGUAAUAUAUUUUAAAAAGGAAAAAAACAAAAAAAAAGUGAUCAUCAUUCUAUUUCACCUUAAAAGAAAAAGGAAAAAAAAGUAAGCAAAGAAAAAAGAUUGAAAUUUUUGGUUAGGCUAAAAGCAAAUUGUAUAGAAGCUUGCUUUU
Molecule: messenger RNA, 1006 nt
Organism: Eutrema salsugineum
Lineage: Eukaryota; Viridiplantae; Streptophyta; Magnoliopsida; Brassicales; Brassicaceae
Exons: 2
Coding region: 184-837 (217 amino acids)
Source: RefSeq, a predicted model, not a curated record